Empidonax traillii (willow flycatcher) is the source of this 2581-nucleotide messenger RNA. RefSeq names its product MLX interacting protein like (gene MLXIPL). The record is from RefSeq and is a predicted model, not a curated record. The transcript is spliced from 17 exons. Gene Ontology annotation, cellular component: nucleus. Gene Ontology annotation, biological process: regulation of transcription by RNA polymerase II. NCBI's taxonomy places the organism in Eukaryota, Metazoa, Chordata, Aves, Passeriformes, Tyrannidae. The coding region runs from base 198 to 2561 and encodes 787 amino acids. Gene Ontology annotation, molecular function: RNA polymerase II cis-regulatory region sequence-specific DNA binding; DNA-binding transcription factor activity, RNA polymerase II-specific; protein dimerization activity.
CCCGGCGCGUGGAGCGGACAGCGCGGGCAGCGUGGAGGAGGCGCCCGGGAGGAGCUGCGGUGAAGGUGUCCUGUGCUGAGGGGAGUCCAGCGGCACCAGCUCGAUGCCAACACAGUGUCCGUAGGCUCUGGCACGCCCAGGACAUGGAUCACAGCACUGGGACAGGUCCAUAAGGGCUCCCCAGCAGGCCCCAGGCGAUGGCAGGAGCUCAGGUGGGGCUCCCGGGAGCCUGCCCUGUCUCUGACUCCGACUCUGACUCCGAGGAUGCGGUUGUGGGUGGCACAGGACCCGGUGCCGGGGCACAGAACCCCUCCCAGGUCAUCCACAGCGGCCACUUCAUGGUGUCGUCCCCGCACAGCGACGCGCUGCCCCGGCGGUGGCACCACCGCGCCGACCCCCGGAGCAUCGACCCGACCCUCACACGGCUCUUCGAGUGCAUGAGCCUGGAGUACAGUGGGAAGCUGGUGUCACCCAAGUGGAAGAAUUUCAAGGGGCUGAGGCUGCUUUGCCGGGAUAAAAUCCGUCUCAACAACGCGAUCUGGAGAGCGUGGUACAUCCAGUAUGUGGAGCGGAGGAAGAACCCUGUGUGUGGCUUCAUCACCCCUCUGGAGGGGUUGGAGGCUGAUGAGCACCGAAAACCGGAGGCUGUUGUGCUGGAGGGCAAGUACUGGAAACGCCGCAUCGAGGUGGUGAUGAGGGAGUACCACAAGUGGAGGAUCUACUACAAGAAGAGGCUCCGAAAGUCCACGCGGGAGGGCGAGAUCUCCAGUCCAAAGCAGGACGAGGAUGUCUGGAGGCCAACAGAGAAAUGGUGCAACCAGCUCUUCUGCAACGUGGUGCCAAUGCUGCUCGGGGAUGAGGAAGAGGAGCCCGGGAGCAGGCAGCACUUUGACUUGGACACCUUCCUCUCAGACAUAUCUGACACCCUCUUCACCAUGACACAGAUGCCCAGCACCCACCAGGCACUCCCCGAGGAUGUGUAUGUUGGGAAUGCUGACAUGAUACAGCCGGAUUUGGCACCCCUGCAGCCCAGCCUGGAUGACAUGGAUAUCUCAGAUCUCUUCUUCAGCCACCGAACACCCCCAUCGCAGACACAGCUGGGCUACCAGGAGCCGUCCUGCUUCUUGCCCAUGGCUGAGCCCCUGUUUGACACCGGGGGGUCCCUGAUGGGUACUCGGGGGCUGCCUGCAAGCCCUGAGGCCCCACUCUCCCCUGGCACCCUCCUCCAGCCUGGCAGUGCCUCCCAGCUCAGCCUGCACAGCGCCUUCCUGGGCCCCGAGGUGCCUCCAGCCCCCCUGCCCCCUGAGCCCUCCUCUGCAGUGCCCAGCAGCCUCAACCCCCAGCUCCGACACAAGCCCCCGCUGCAGUACGACCUCCCCACCAAGUGCCUGAGCCUGGAGCCGCACUCACCUACCUCCCAGCUUGGGAAUUGUCCCCCCCUCCCCACGUUGGGAAUUGCCCUAUCCAGGUUGGGAAUUGCCCCCUCUUGGCUGCUGGGGGAGAGGGGGAGAAGGGGCGGGGGGGACAGGGCUCAGAGGGAGUCAAACUUUGCUGUGGGCUGGGCAGACACGGGGGAAAGGAGGGGACAUGUGGCUGGAGGUGGCAGGAGUCACCUGAGUGUCUUCUGUAAAAGAACCAGGGCAGAGCAGCAGAGCACUGUUCCCAAAGUCCCUGCCACCUUCCUCUCCAGAACAGCCCAGCUGAGCCCAGGACUGGAUCCUGGCUCCAGCCCUUCCCCAGUGGUGCCGGUGCCGCUGGCGGGCACGCAACCGGGCUCCCUGAGAGUCCCUAAGGCAGAGCAGCUGUCCCCCACCUCAGCUUGUGGCAGCAACUGGCGCAAGCCCAGCCAGGCUUCUCCAGGACUGACUGCAGGGCUGGGCACUGGCAUCUCCAUGCACCACACCGUGCCCCGUCGGGGCAGGCCUGAGUCCAACAAGCUGGAGAGCCGCCGCAUCACGCACAUCUCCGCCGAGCAGAAGAGGCGCUUCAACAUCAAGCUGGGCUUUACCACGCUGCACAGCCUGGUCAGCACGCUGAGCACCCAGCCCAGUAUCAAGGUCAGCAAGGCCACCACCCUGCAGAAGACAGCCGAGUACAUCUGCAAGCUGCAGCAGGAGCGGGCAGCUCUGCAGGACGAGGCGCAGCGGCUGCGGGAGCAGAUCGAGGAGCUCAACAGCUCCAUCAACCUGUGCCAGGAGCAGCUGCCAGCCACGGGGGUGCCCAUCACGCGCCAGCGCUUCGACCACAUGCGCGGUAUGUUCGACGAGUACGUCCGCUCCUCCACGCUGCAGAACUGGAAGUUCUGGAUCUUCAGUAUCAUCAUGCGGCCCCUCUUCGAGUCCUUCAAUGGGAUGGUGUCCACGGCCAGCAUGGAGAGCCUCACCCAGACAUCCCUGGCCUGGCUGGACCAGCACUGCUCCCUCCCAGCGCUUCGGCCGACCGUCCUGAGCUCCCUGCGGCAGCUGAGCGUCUCCACCUCCAUCCUCAGCGACCCUGCCCGUGUCCCCGAGCAGGCGGCGCGGGCGGUGGCGGCGCUGGGACGCGGCGCCUCCUCCUCCUGACUGCCCCGGGGGGGGCGGCC